UGUCUCCGCCCUGUGGCCGACUGAAUGUUCUUUUGUCCACCGAGCCGAGCAAGUGCGACGCCGUGCCUUGGGCCAAUGGUACGCCGUUCGCUGUGCCGAGCUUCAUGAAACGCUCAGGAUGUCCAAAACCUUACCGUGUUGGGAGAGCGGUAUUCCCACGAAUACUGGGCCCGGCUGUCCCGGUCCACUUUUCCGACGGAUUGUUAGGCAAGGCAGCUUGCUGCCAGCACGAGAGCGCGUAGAGCUUAAUAGUACAGGGUGACAAUUGACCCCAGGAGUGUCAUGCUGGGAUGGAUUGCGAGCGCCGCAACGAUUCCAGUUUUGAGCUGUCGUCAGGCAGAGAGGAGAAAUUGGAGCGGCGAAAUAGGGAUGGAGCCCGGAGGCAGCUUGGACCUUGGAGCAAGCAUGUUCGGGCGCCAUCGGGCACGCGGCACUGUUCCUCUGAUCGCCGUCAUCAUCUCGCUCUCUUUGGGGAACGGGAAGCGGCAAGCGGAUGCCGCAAUCGAAGGGGGGCAGUCACCAAGUAACGGGGCCAGGCCCGGCGACAACGAGAAGAUCCGGGGCGUACGACAUCCUAUGCCCACCCAGCGCGCUGCCCCGGCGUGGGCGGGGAGGCCGGUGACAACCCCUCAUGUCUGGUCGGCAGUGGGGACCAGUUGGAAAGCGUUGACACGGCAAGACUGGCGGCGCCCGAAUCUGACCCGGCUCGAAUCGAAUUGCUGGAGCGUGCCGAGGAACUGGGAAGGCGUGGCAGACGUCAUGUGGACCGAGGAACAAUUGAUGCGGUGACGCCGGUUAUCGGAGCAUUUGAUAAGAUGAGAACAGGGUGAUCCGCAUGAAGAUGUGAGCGA
Cutaneotrichosporon oleaginosum is the source of this 851-nucleotide messenger RNA. RefSeq lists its product as uncharacterized. The record is from RefSeq and is a predicted model, not a curated record. Lineage: Eukaryota; Fungi; Basidiomycota; Tremellomycetes; Trichosporonales; Trichosporonaceae.